Messenger RNA from Mytilus trossulus (common blue mussel), 4767 nucleotides. Its product is annotated as transportin-1-like. The transcript is spliced from 22 exons. Gene Ontology annotation, molecular function: small GTPase binding; nuclear import signal receptor activity. The coding region runs from base 69 to 2819 and encodes 916 amino acids. NCBI's taxonomy places the organism in Eukaryota, Metazoa, Mollusca, Bivalvia, Mytilida, Mytilidae. The record is from RefSeq and is a predicted model, not a curated record. Gene Ontology annotation, biological process: protein import into nucleus. Gene Ontology annotation, cellular component: nucleus; cytoplasm.
UCCGUAUACGUUCGGAAAGGAAAUAAUUUAUUUACGGAAGCACACGAGUGAACAGCGCAAAUUCAUCCAUGGGACUUCAAACCAAAAUGGCGUGGCAGCCAGAGGAUAAUGGUCUCCAACAGAUAUUGCAGCUGCUGAAAGAAUCUCAGUCACCAGAUAAUGCCACUCAGAGAAACGUUCAACAAAAAUUAGAAGAGCUGAAUAAGUAUCCUGAUUUUAACAAUUACCUUAUUUUUGUGUUAACAAAGUUAAAAACUGAAGAUGAUCCCACCAGGUCUCUCAGUGGAUUAAUUCUAAAGAAUAAUGUCCGAGCUCAUUUUGAAAAGUUUCCCUCAGAAGUCACAACAUUUAUAAAACAAGAAUGUUUAAACAAUAUUGGGGAUCCCUCUCCUCUCAUCAGAGCUACCAUUGGUAUCUUGGUAACUACGAUUGUAGCAAAGGGAGAGCUGAGGAACUGGCAGGAACUUCUACCGUCCUUAUGUAACAGUCUAGACUCCGAUGAUUACAAUGUUUGUGAGGGAGCAUUUGGUGCACUUCAGAAGAUUUGUGAAGACAAUGCAGAAGAUUUGGAUAAUGAUAGUACUAGACCAUUGAAUAUACUCAUUCCUAAGUUUCUACAGUUCUUUAAGCAUAAUAGUCCUAAGAUCAGGUCCCAUGCAAUUGCCUGUGUAAAUCAGUUCAUUAUCAGUAGAACCCAGGCCCUAAUGGUUCAUAUAGACAGCUUUAUAGAGAACCUGUUUUUCCUGGCAGCAGAUGAAGACACAGAUGUGAGGAAGAAUGUGUGUAGAGCAUUAGUCAUGUUAGUGGAAGUCCGUAUGGAUCGACUCAUACCACAAAUCAACAAUAUUGUCGAGUAUAUGAUGUGUAGAACCCAAGAUGAUGACGAUAGUGUAGCCUUAGAAGCCUGUGAAUUCUGGUUGUCUUUGGCAGAACAACCUAUAUGUAAAGAAGUGUUAGGAACACAUAUAGAUAGACUUAUACCUGUCCUCGUUAAAGGAAUGAAAUACUCAGAAAUAGAUAUUAUACUCCUAAAGGGUGAUGUAGAAGAAGAUGACAUGGUUCCAGACAAAGAAUCUGAUAUCAAACCAAGAUUUCACAAGUCAAAAUCACACACACAGAAACACACAGAUGGGGAUGCUGAUGGUGAAUUAUCAGAUGAUGGAUAUGAUGAUGAUGACAGUUUAUCUGACUGGAACCUAAGGAAGUGUUCUGCUGCUGCUCUGGACGUGCUAGCUAAUGUCUUCCGUGAUGACAUUUUACCAGUGUUAUUACCUAUAUUGAAAGAGACAUUAUUUCACAAUUCAUGGGAGAUCAAGGAAUCAGGAAUAUUAGUAUUGGGAGCUAUUGCAGAAGGUUGUAUGACAGGAAUGAUUCCACACCUACCAGAGUUAAUACCAUACCUGAUCAGCUGUCUAGGUGAUAAGAAAGCUCUAGUUAGAUCAAUAACCUGUUGGACGUUAAGUAGAUACGCUCACUGGGUUGUAGGACAACCACAUGAACAGUAUCUCAAACCAUUAAUGGAAGAGUUAUUGAAGAGAGUUUUGGAUGCUAACAAGAGAGUACAGGAAGCAGCUUGUUCAGCAUUUGCUACCCUAGAGGAAGAGGCAUGUACAGAACUGGUUCCCUAUUUAGGCUUUAUACUGGAAACUUUGGUGUUUGCAUUCAACAAAUAUCAGCACAAGAACUUACUGAUAUUAUAUGAUGCUAUCGGAACUCUGGCAGACUCUGUAGGGCAUCACCUUAACAAACAGGAGUAUGUCAAUAUGUUAAUGCCACCACUCAUAGAGAAAUGGAAUGUUCUCAAGGAUGAAGACAAAGAUUUGUUUCCUUUGUUAGAGUGUUUGUCUAGUGUAGCUACAGCUCUUCAGUCUGGUUUCCUGCCUUACUGUGAACCAGUCUACAGAAGAUGUGUGUCACUUGUAGAACAGACAUUGAACCAAAAUUUUCGACACAGUUAUGGUGUCUUGCAGGCUAACCAAACCCAACCAGACUCUGUAGAUCCUCCAGAUAAAGAUUUCAUGAUAGUGGCGUUGGACCUGUUAAGUGGACUGGCUGAGGGACUAGAACACCAUAUAGAUUCCUUAGUAGCUAAUAGUAACAUCUUGAAGUUACUGUACCAAUGCAUGCAAGAUCCUAUGCCAGAAGUGCGACAGAGCUCAUUUGCCUUGCUUGGAGAUUUGACAAAGGCUUGCUUUCAACAUGUUAAACCUUGUAUUGGGGAAUUCAUGCCAAUCCUGGCACAAAAUUUAAAUCCUGAGUUUAUAUCUGUGUGUAACAAUGCUACAUGGUCGAUUGGAGAGAUAUCAGUUAAAAUGGGUCUAUCAACAAAUAAUAAUAAUAAUAAUAAUUUAAUUACUGGAACAGGAAACGAGAUGCAGCCAUACAUUACCUUGGUGAUAGGUCCACUUGUAGAUAUUAUAAACAGACCAAACACGCCAAAGACUUUGUUGGAAAACACAGCGAUAACAAUUGGUCGCCUUGGUUUAGUCUGCCCACCAGAGGUUGCUCCUAUGUUACAGCAGUUUAUUCGGCAGUGGUGUAGUUCUUUAAGAAACAUUCGUGAUAAUGAGGAGAAGGAUUCAGCUUUCCGAGGAGUAUGUCAGAUGAUCAAUGUGAAUCCAGGUGGAGUUAUUCAAGACUUUAUAUUUUUCUGUGAUGCAGUUGCUUCUUGGUCACAACCAAAAGCUGAUUUGAAAGAAAUGUUUUAUAAGAUUUUACAUGGUUUUAAGAAUCAAGUUGGAGAAGAAAACUGGACAAAGUUUUCUGAUCAGUUUCCCCAGCCUCUCCGUGAGAGGCUAGCCGUUCAAUAUGGAGUGUGACUCAAGACUUCCAAAAGUCAUGGGGUUAAGGGUAAGUGCUGCCAGGGAAUAUCCCACAGCACCAUGGGUCAACACACAUGGGGUUGGCAUCGCGAAGGGGAGGGCCAACGCGUAGGGGGGCCUCUGCAAUACACAGCAUUGUAACACGUAGGAAAUUUCCUUCUAAUAAUGCUGUGGCUGCAGCUCCAAAUUUUACACAUCUCGCGUAAUGGGUGGGUCGCGUCACUGGGAGGGCUCGCGUUACAUAUAUAUCAUUAAUACCACGGACAUCCUACAGGAUUGUUAAGAUAAAUUGCAUGCUUUCUCAGACUUUGUAUUGUAUAACAUCACUUUGCAGUGUAUGUAUGUCAAACUUCUGUUUUGUUAGCAACACCUGUUUAUAGUUGUUACUCAAUUUGAAUACUAUUCAGUGUUUUCACACAUUCAUAAGUGUUUUCCAGAAAUGUUGGGCGACGUAUCAGCCAAAAGUAAAAUGAUAACAUUGAGAUAAGAAGAAACCUUUUUAAAUGGAAACACAUUUGAAAAUGGAUGGUUUGUUAAUGGAUAACACAUUAUACAAACAUAGCGUUGAGAAAUAAAUCUUUAAGUUUGAUUUAUGAAAUAACACUUGUGCAAUGUUCCUGGACACAUGAUGGUUCAAGACAUUUAUUGUAUUUUGUAAUUUACUUAGGAAUGUUAGCUUCUUAGUGUAGCAGGGUUUAACUCCGGUUUAAUAAGAGUAGUAUAUAUUAUAAAACAUCAAUAUUAGUAGUAAUUCACAUUAUAAAAAUUAUUCAAUAUCAUUACUUUUCUAGAAUUUUUGACAUUCUUAUUUGAUUUUAUGACUACACUUUAAAGUAGAUAUAGGAAGUAUAUAGGAUUUUGGAAUAAAAUACUUGAUUAUAUGGAUAAUACUUGUUUCUUUUAUGACCAUAGUUGGACGUUUCAUAUGGUAGCAUAAUGUUAAUAAAAUACUUGAUAUAUUUAUCUUUUGGUAGCUCUUCAUUGAAUAAAAUGUUGGUUUGUACUGAGUUUAGAUAUAUCUGAUGAGUCUUUUGUAGACAAAAAGUACAUCUGGCGUUUAUAUAAAAUUUAGUCCUGGUAUCUAUGAUGAGUUUAUUAUCAUACAACAAUCCAGCCUUAAUUAUUGUGACAUAUUUUUUUUGAAAAAUCUUUGAGCCUGAAAGUUUAUUGAUUACAGGUUAUUAAAUUCAGAUUAUGAAGAAAAGGUUCGACAGAUUAGAAACACUAUCAAUUAUUUUAUGUUAAUUUUUCAGUAUUUUUUUCAAACAAAUAUUUAGCUUAGAAAGUUAACCCUGAUAUAGCACUAAGAAGCUAUUCAUAUUACAUAGAGGUCAGAUAGUUUCUUGAUUAAAUAAUUUUUGGGAGAGCAUUACCAGUGAAUCAACACGACUUGAGCUGUGACAAAUUACUGUGAUGUUUGUCACAUUGACCUACUUAUAGGUGAAAGGUCAAGAUCAUGACCUAAUAAGGGUUUGUAGGAGAAGACUAGCACUUGAGCAUUUCAUCUAAUAAUUGCAUAUAAGUAUGACUGCUUAUUUUUUUUUCAAUACUUCAGUGUCAUCCUAGAAGAAAGUUAAACGGAAGCAAUUAUUUUGUGGAAUGUUUGGGUACUCAGUCCUUGUUUUAUUUUUUUUUAUUUGUCUGUGAUCUAUACAUAUAUUUGUUAUUUAAUUUUUUGCAGUGAGUUUUAUUUUUUUAAAUAUUUUUUUCCCCGUUGUUUUUAAUUUUUACUAUUGUAUAUUUUGUACGUUGUGUUAAGUGACGUGUUAUUGAUGGUAUUUCUGCACAGGAAGUGUUCAUAAUUCUGGGAUUUUUUUUAACUGGUUAAUUGUAAGGUGUCAAAUUUUAACACUGGGUCUCAACACAAUACGGUCUGUAGAUCAUUAGUGCUGUUGUAAAUACAUCUUUUAUUGUGCAUGCUUUAAAAUAAAAUUAUGUAAAUGUA